AUGAAGCUCGCCGCCUUUAUCAUCGGGUCCCUUUACGCCCAAGAUGCUUACGAGUACACCUACGAUAGCGACAUCGCUCGCACCGACUACGCCGACGAGUACUACUUCUACGAGUACAUUGACGAGCUCGGCAACAAGAAGAAAAAGAAGAAGAAUAAGAAGAACAAGAACAACAACUACAACAACAACAACUACAACAACAACAACUAUAACAACAACAACUACGCCUCCGAUCCAUACAACUACAACACCGGCUGGAACACCGGAUACGCCGCCAAUUAUGGCGCUAAAGUCAGCGACGGAUCCGGCAAGGGCGUUGACUCAGAUGUUGUCGGCAACGGUCGAUUCUGCUGGAACUGCAAAACUACGAUCAAGAUGAAGUACGACUCCGAUGGUGUCUGGACCGGCUAUGAGGACGCUUACGAUUCGUGCUUCGAUGAUGGCUACAUCGAGAAAUGCGUCGGCGAAGAGUACUACUGCGAUUGGGAAGAGCGUCGCCACAAGGGCGUCGUCGUCGGUGUUGCCGGAGGCUGCAAGGCUCCAGAGGCUUGCUUGAGAGGAAUGAUCCAGAACUUCCACUGGAAGGUGAACACCUACAACGAUCCCAAGGUCAAGGGCGAUCAAUGCAAGGCUGGAACCUUGAGAGAGACGAACAUGUACCCCGAUUCUGUCUGCCGAUGGUGCUGCGACGCUCUUACUGACACUCUCGACCGAUACGAGCCCGCUAUCGCCCAGCUUUGCAACCACAAGUCAUACGCUGGAUCUCCCGGCAAAGCAUACGACACGGACAAGGGUGCUACUUUCGUCUGGGCCGCCGAUGGCAACCUCUUCAACGGGCUCAACGUCGAUGGCAAGUUCCACUCGCUUUUCAUGGUCCACAGGCAGUACGCUCUUGGGCAAGGCGCCGGCACUCUCAGCGCAGGCGACAUGGUCCGCGGACAAUUUUCUUAA
Oikopleura dioica is the source of this 951-nucleotide messenger RNA. NCBI's taxonomy places the organism in Eukaryota, Metazoa, Chordata, Appendicularia, Copelata, Oikopleuridae. The record is from the annotation of a GenBank genome assembly.